CUCUCCUCUCCUCCACCGUCUGUACGCCGCCGACAUGGCAGGAGGGUUGCGGAGAAAGCCCCCCGGUCCCCCUUCCCCUCUGUGGGGUAAACUUAACACUCUUUGGCAGGACAAACAUUUGGUUCUGUUCAAGACGGAGUACACGUUCCUGGUGGUUUCGAUCCUGUGGUUCCUGGAGAUUGGGAUCAAUGUGUGGGUCAUACAAAAAGUAGCAUACACUGAGAUAGACUGGAAGGCCUACAUGGAUGAGGUAGAGGGGGUCAUCAAUGGUACCUAUGAUUACACCCAGCUGAAAGGAGACACAGGCCCCUUGGUGUACCCGGCGGGCUUUGUCUACAUCUUCACUGCUCUCUACUACAUUACCAGCCACGGGGUUAACAUCCGCCUAGGACAGUACCUUUUUGCUGCUUUCUACCUCAUCACGCUGUUUCUCGUCUUCAGGAUAUACAACCGCACUAAGAAAGUUCCUCCCUAUGUGUUCUUCUUUGUUUGCUGUGCCUCUUAUCGGAUUCACUCCAUCUUUGUGCUGCGUCUCUUUAAUGAUCCUGUGGCCAUGAUGCUGCUUUUCGCAGCAGUGAACCUCUUCAUGGACGGACACUGGACUGUGGGCUGUUGCCUUUAUAGUUUAGCAGUGUCUGUGAAAAUGAAUGUGCUUCUGUUUGCACCCGGGCUACUUUUCCUCCUGCUGUCCGAGUUUGGUUUUAUCGGGACAAUCCCGAAACUUUCUCUGUGUGCAGGCAUACAGCUUUUGCUGGGCCUGCCUUUCCUCCUGGAGAAUCCCAUCGGUUAUAUGAGCAGAGCGUUUGAUCUCGGUCGUCAGUUUAUGUUCAAGUGGACGGUCAACUGGCGUUUUCUGCCCGAAUGGCUCUUCUUGAAUCGGUACUUCCACUUACUCCUGCUGGCUGCCCACCUGCUCGCCCUGUUACUCUUCGUGCUCCGCCGAUGGAAGAGGCCAGGAGAAAGCAUCUUUGAACUACUCAAGGAGCCAUGCAAAAGGAAAAGCCCUGCACAGAAGAACACCGUGGAUCAGAUCAUUUUGAUUCUUUUCACCUCUAACUUCAUCGGCAUGUGCUUUAGUCGUUCGUUGCACUACCAGUUCUACGUCUGGUACUUCCACACGCUGCCUUACCUGCUUUGGAGUGGGGGAGUCAAGAAGUUGGCCCACCUGCUCAGGGUCCUGAUCCUGGGUCUGAUCGAGCUCUCAUGGAACACCUACCCCUCUACUUACAGCAGCUCAGCCGCCCUCCACAUCUGCCACCUUAUCAUCCUGCUCUGUCUGUGGCUGGCUCCACCCCUUUUGUCUGCAACAGCAGAAUCACAAGAGGUCGCACCUGACAAGGACAAACGGCAGUGAGCAGCAGCCUGAUCAGACCAGUCAAUGUAUUCGGUCAAAUCAGCGGCAAAACAGCCUCCUCCUCUUGUUGACACAACACCGCCAAACAGAGAGGUGACUGGGGUAAACUAUUUUUAAGAUGAAUAUGAGGAGCCAUUUGAUGCUUCUCAUCUCAGUGAAGGAAGCUAACCUGUAGGUGCAUUCGCAGACAGAUGUGAUGAAAAUGGAGUCGACCUUUGCAGCUGUAGAGAUGAGAAGUAAAAAAAAAAAAAAAAUUUCUCAGGUUUAGUUUCAUGGAUAAUAGAAGGAGGAGGACAGUGUGAAUGUUGUGCUGUUUAGGAAGAAUUUGUUACAAAGGUUAUUUCUACCUAUUAUGUUUAAGUAGUUAUCUUGAAGAAUAUCAUAAACAUGACAAAGAACUUGUACUUGGUAUGGAAAGUUUGAAAUAAGUCAUAAAUAUGGCAUUUCCAGCUGCCACAGAAGUUGCAGUAUUCUUGAAUACAACGCCAAAAAAAACCUGAAGCAUUAGUAAUAUAAUUUAACGUGUGUAUAAAACUGAGCUGCAGACAAUCAUGGCUGCACUUCAAUGUGAGAAAUGUGCAGUAGACAGAGCAAAAGUAUGACAUUUUUAUAUUAAACAGAAAUGCCACUUAAUCUUGA
Labrus mixtus (cuckoo wrasse) is the source of this 1993-nucleotide messenger RNA. It is a transcript of the gene alg3, whose product is annotated as ALG3 alpha-1,3- mannosyltransferase. Gene Ontology annotation, molecular function: dol-P-Man:Man(5)GlcNAc(2)-PP-Dol alpha-1,3-mannosyltransferase activity. The transcript is spliced from 9 exons. Gene Ontology annotation, cellular component: endoplasmic reticulum. Bases 35 to 1354 code for a protein of 439 amino acids. The record is from RefSeq and is a predicted model, not a curated record. NCBI's taxonomy places the organism in Eukaryota, Metazoa, Chordata, Actinopteri, Labriformes, Labridae.